GCAAAAAGGAGUAUCGGAGUUGGCAGGGCGGCCACCAAUGACAACGAGGCUGCCCCUCGAAGGUAGUAACAAUAGGUCAAUUCUAAAAGGAGUAUGCUAGUAAUCGACGAAUAGCUCUAUGGGUAAGGGAUGGAGUAUAAAAGAGUCUAGAAGUUCUGAAUUGUCGCUGCAUUCCUCAGGUCGAACUUGACACCUACUUUGACUCCUGCACUCUCUAAUUGACCUUCCGCAACAAUGGCGCUUAGUAUUCCGAAAACAUGCAGAGCUGUCGUCAUAGAGAAGCCAGGCGCGCCGUGGGCCAUCAAAGAAGUGCCUAUCGAAGACCCUAAGCAGGGUGAGGUCUUGGUCAAGGUCCACGCUUGCGGCGUUUGUCAUUCGGAUUCUUUCUUGCAACAGGGUGCCUUUGGCCCAAUGGCGUCCUUCCCACGCAUUCCCGGCCACGAACUGAUUGGCACAGUCGUUGCUGUUGGCCCCGGUGAGAAGAAGUGGAAGGUUGGAGACAAAGUUGGUGGGCCCUGGCAUGGUGCCCACGACGGGUUGUGCAAAGCCUGCAACCGUGGGUUGUACCAAAUGUGUGAUAACGAGCUUGUCAAUGGUGUCUCGAGGAACGGCGGGUAUGCGGAAUAUUGCACCCUUCGCUCCGAAGCCACAGUCCGCAUCCCUAAGGACGCCGAUCCUGCAGAAUACGCACCACUGCUCUGUGCAGGUGUAACUGUGUUCAACGGCAUUCGAAAUAUGAACAUUGUCCCAGGAGACACAGUCGCCGUCCAGGGUCUGGGUGGUUUGGGACACCUUGCCAUCCAAUAUGCUCGUCGCAUGGGAUACCGGACCGUUGCGCUAUCAACCAGUAGCAGCAAGAAGGACUUUGCCUUCCAAUUGGGGGCAACCGAUUAUAUCGAUACCAGCAAAGAGGACGCGACUGAAGCUCUACAGAAAAUGGGAGGUGCUUCGUUGAUCGUCGUCACAGCACCUAAUCCGAAGAUCAUGGGACCAUUGGUAAAAGCUUGCGGGCCACUUGGGAAGGUUUUGAUUCUUGCUCCUGUUGGGGAAGUCCCAGUUGAUACGGUUGCAAUGAUUGUGAAGGGAAGUUCGGUUCACGGUUGGCCCUCGGGCCAUGCGCUUGACUGCGAAGAAGCAAUCAGCUUCGCAGAACACCAGGGAGUCAAGUGCAUGAUUGAGAAGUUCCCGUUGGACAAAGUGGAGGACGCAGUGAAGCACAUGGAAAGUGGAAAGGCGAGAUUCAGAAGCGUCAUCGUUAUGGAUUAG
Lindgomyces ingoldianus is the source of this 1266-nucleotide messenger RNA. RefSeq names its product alcohol dehydrogenase. Gene Ontology annotation, molecular function: oxidoreductase activity. Bases 235 to 1266 code for a protein of 343 amino acids. The record is from RefSeq and is a predicted model, not a curated record. The transcript is spliced from 4 exons. NCBI's taxonomy places the organism in Eukaryota, Fungi, Ascomycota, Dothideomycetes, Pleosporales, Lindgomycetaceae.